Molecule: messenger RNA, 2520 nt
Organism: Closterium sp. NIES-65
Lineage: Eukaryota; Viridiplantae; Streptophyta; Zygnematophyceae; Desmidiales; Closteriaceae
Source: the annotation of a GenBank genome assembly
AUGCUACUACCCUGUUAUCACCCCUCCUUCCCUCCUUUCCCUCCCUUUCCUCCCUCCACUCCCUCUUCUCAUCCCCUCUCCCAACAACCCUCACUCAUCUCCCGCGGCUGCACCCCCUGCGUCCAACCCUCUCCGGCCUUCGCUGGCAGUCAAGCUGUUCCGCAGGCGCUGGCGGCAUGGGGGCAGCUUGGGGGCGGCUGGCAGGCGUGGUCGGGCAGCAGUGACUGCUCAACCGUGCAGGGCGUCACAUGCAACGCUCAUGGCAAGGCAACGUUGUCUCCCUGGUACGUGAGGCAUGUGAGUGCUGCUCCAGCGCAUGUGAGUGCUGCUCCAGCGCAUGUGAGUGCUGCUCCAGCGCAUGUGAGUGCUGCUCCAGCGCAUGUGAGUGCUGCUCCAGCGCAUUGCUACUCAGCGCAUGUGAAUGCUGCUCCAGCGCAUGUGAGUGCUGCUCCAGCGCAUGUGAGUGCUGCUCCAGCGCAUGUGAGUGCUGCUCCAGCGCAUGUGAGUGCUGCUCCAGCGCAUGUGAGUGCUGCUCCAGCACAUGUGAGUGCUGCUCCAGCGCAUGUGAGUGCGGAACCAGCGCAUGUGAGUGCUACUCCAGCGCAUGUGAAUGCUGCUUCAGCGCAUGUGAGUGCUGCUCCAGCGCAUGUGAGUGCUGCUCCAGCGCAUGUGAGUGCUGCUCCAGUGCAUGUGAGUGCUGCUCCAGCGCAUGUGAGUGCUGCUCCAGCGCAUGUGAGUGCUGCUCCAGCACAUGUGAGUGCUACUCCAGCGCAUGUGAAUGCUGCUCCAGCGCAUGUGAGUGCUGCUCCAGCGCAUGUGAGUGCUACUCCAGCGCAUGUGAGUGCUGCUCCAGCGCAUGUGAGUGCUGCUCCAGCGCAUGUGAGUGCUGCUCCAGCGCAUAGCCACUGUAAAAGAGCUCCUGUUCAUGGUGCUGGUGGUGGGGUGGGUGUCAUGCAGCCCAUGUUCAUGGUGCUGUUGUUGCUCUCCCCUUCCCUCCCGCCAUCCCGUUCUCUCCCUCCCUCCAUUUCUCUUCAGCCCUCCCCUUCUCUCCCGCCCUCCAUGUCUCUCCUGCCCUCCCCCUCUCCCCUGCCCUCCCCUUCUCUCCCGCCCUUCCCUGCUCUACUGCCCUCCAGCCAACCCUCCAUUCAUUCUAUACCGCCCUCCACUUCGUCCAUACCCUUUGGACAACCCCUAACCAUGUCGUGCAUGAUCUUCGUCCCCGCCUUGUCCUGCGUGCGCGCAGGAGGGAAUCAGCGGGGCUUGGCAAAGGUUAAGAAGACCGACUGGAACGUCUCGAACUCCCACCGGAAGAACACCGAGUGGAUGACGGGUUUGCACCGAAAUGUGCGGUGGAUUAUCAAGGACCACUUCAGACGCCACACCCCCGUGUACAACACAGUCGUGCAGGGCUUCAAGUGGGGCAACCGUGGCCUGUAUGUUCACGAGUCAGGAUUUGAGGCGUUCAAGGGGACGGCCGCGCCUGACGAGGAGAAGGACUUGAAGGAGGAAGAGCAGGAGGUGUACGACGCGGAGGACUUGAAGACGGAUGACGAGGAGGAUGACGAGGAUCAGGAGGAGGACGAGGACGAGGAGGAGGAGGAGGAGGAGGAGGAGGAGGAGGAGGAGGAGGAGGAGGAGGAGGAGGAGGAGGAGGAUGAGGAGGAGGAGGAACAGUGGGGGCAGGAGCGGAGGAAGAGCAAAAGGCACAAGAGAUGCAAAAGCAGGGGAGGCAAGAGGGAUGAGCAAGAGGAUGAGGAGGAGGAAGAGGAAGAGGAUGUGAAACGGGGGGGGCGGGAGAUUAGGAAGGGCAGAAGGCAGAAGAGAGGGAAACUCAGGGGAGGCAGGGGGGAAGAGGAAGAGGGUGGGGAGGAGGAGGAGGGGGAGCAGGAGGAUGAAAAUCAUAGGGGGCAGGAGAGGAGGAAGGGCAGAAAGCACAAAAGAGGCAGAGGCAAGGGAAGCAGGAGGGAAGAGGAAGAGGAGGAAGAAGUGGAAGAGGAGGAAGAGGAUGAGGAUGAGGAAGAGGAGGAGGAUGUGGAACGGGGGGGGCGGGAGCUUAGGAAGGGCAGAAGGCAGAAGAGAGGGAAAAUCAGAGGAAGCAGGGGGGAAGAGGAAGAGGAUGAGGAGGAGGAGGAGGGGGAGCAGGAGGAUGAAAAUCAUAGGGGGCAGGAGAGGAGGAAGGGCAGAAAGCACAAAAGAGGCAGAGGCAAGGGAAGCAGGAGGGAAGAGGAAGAGGAGGAAGAAGUGGAAGAGGAGGAAGAGGAUGAGGAUGAGGAAGAGGAGGAGGAUGUGGAACGGGGGGGGCGGGAGCUUAGGAAGGGCAGAAGGCAGAAGAGAGGGAAAAUCAGAGGAAGCAGGGGGGAAGAGGAAGAGGAUGAGGAGGAGGAGGAGGGGAAGCAGGAGGAUGAAAAUCAUAGGGGGCAGGAGAGGAGGAAGGGCAGAAAGCACAAAAGGGGCAGAGGCAAGGGAAGCAGGAGGGAAGAGGAAGAGGAGGAAGAAGUGGAAGAGGAGGAAGAGGAUUAG